Malus domestica (apple) is the source of this 2434-nucleotide messenger RNA. Lineage: Eukaryota; Viridiplantae; Streptophyta; Magnoliopsida; Rosales; Rosaceae. The record is from RefSeq and is a predicted model, not a curated record.
UCAGGUUUCGAAGAUUUUCUCAUUGAAGCUUUGAAUCCACUCUCUUUUGCCCUUUUGAUCGAUACCCACAAAAUAAAAAUUGAAAUUGUAAAGUGGGUCGAUUCUCUUUUUUCUUUUUCUUGAAAUUUUGAAGUUUUGCCCUUAAUUAGUUGUUUGAGGGUUAGGGUUAGGGUUUUUGAUAGUGGGUGUUUCCUGUCUUGGUGGAAUUUUCUAGGGUUUUUGUUAGAUCGCAACUGGGUACUGCUCCAAUUCUGCAGUUUUGGACUAAUUAGGGUUUGUCCAGUGCAAGGAACUGGGUAGUAUUGGGAUCAUCGCGGCCCCGCAUCAAAUGACCAUAAGUUCCCAUCUUUCGGGGAAUGGAAUUGUGCAUUGGGCAGUGCCGGGGUGAGUACAUGAACUCUGAGAUUGCAUAGAAUUAUGGAAAGCACUGUUUUUCUGAGCAUGGAAGAAGAUUGCACAUAUUGAAUUCGGUGCAGGAGUGAUCAGAGACUUGCCAAAUCGGUGUUUUGGCGCAAAAGGGUAUCUGUGUUUUCACUGCUUUUACAUGCUUGAUCUUCAGCUGCGAAUGAAUUUGGUUUUAGGAUUUGGUAAUGAGGACGAGCUGAUGAUACUGUAUUGGCCCAUAAGGCGACAUAGAGGAUUAGAUUGUAGUGGACUGUUUUCGUUUCUCAAGAAACUGUUCGGGUUAACUUAGUUUGAACAAAAUUCUUAGAAAAGCUUCUCCAGUAGUUAGUCCAUUUGGUUUUUUUGUUGGAUUUUCGUUCAGAUUUGUGUUCAGUUGUUUACAUUGAGGUGGUGCUUGUGUUGAGCCUUGAUUUUUCAAGUAAGUUUGGUGUGAUAUCUGAUUUACCUGCCUGCACAUCUGUGUAGAAAGGAUUAAAGGAUUGGUUGAAGUGACUGAGAAGCUAAUAGCAGAUUUUUUGUGCUGGGAAUGAAUGCGGGGACAUGGUGCAUGGACAGGAGCAUAGUUGCUGGAUCGUUCCCUUUCUGGAACAGUGUUACUGGAAACUAAUUCAGGAGUUUUCUUCUUUGGAAGAUACUGGUUUUUGGUACUGUCAGGCUUUAUGCAAUGUCGCGCUGCUUUCCAUUUCCUCCACCCGGAUAUGAAAAAAAGGCUAGGGCAGAUGAUGUGGACUUGCUGAAAAAGGAGAAGCACAGAGAAAAGAAGCAUAAGAAGGAAAAGAAGGACAAAGAGAAGAGACAGAGUAAAGAAAAAAGUGAUGGAAAGCAUCGGGAAAAGAAAGACAAGAAGGAAAAAAAGAGAGACAAAUGGAAGGAUAAGGAGAAAGACAAGGACCUGGUUAAAGACAAAAUUAGUACCUCAGAUGAGAAGAGAGUUCCAGGAAAAAACAAGGGUCAUGGUGAAGAGAGAUACAUUCAGAAAGAGUACAAGGGCAACUGUAUUGACAAGAGAAUUACGGGAAAAAUUGGAGGUUAUCAGGCAGAGAAACUCGGUCAGUACCGUUAUCUGGCUGAGCAAAACCAGAAUUCUGUAUCGGUGGAGUUGGGUACAAGGAGUAAACAUGAGGCCAGGGCAAUUGGUAACCAUCUGGUUGAGAAGAUUACUGAAUUAGACGGAAACAAGGAUGAGGGGAUGGUUGGAUUGCUGACCAAGGGUACUGACAUUUUGGCCAAAGUUAAGGAAAAGAACAAGGAUAGGAGAGUUGAUGACAGAAGGACAGAUGGGCAAGGAGUCAGGGGGGCAGCACAGGUUAGUGGGAACACGAUGGUUCAGAACCUUCUUGGUGUGGUUGAACCUAAAGUUGGACUUUCCAGACCAUUGGCGAGCAACGUGGAUAGAAAGAUUGUUGGAAAAGAAAAGACCAAAGAGAAGGAAGGUGGUGACAAAUGCAAGGACAAACAUAGAGAGAAGAAAAAACAAGGGAUAGACAAGGACAAAGAUAAAGAGAAGAAAAAUGAAGCGAAAGCAAAGGAGAAAAUUGAAUCUAAGAAAGGAGAGUCAUAUAAAGAGAAGAAAAAGGAAGAGAAAGCAAAGGAGAAAAAUGAAACUAAGAAUGCAGAGCCAGAUAAAUUAAGAAAGAGCAAUAAAGAGGAUCACAUAGAUUCCCAUAGUGUUAUAACCUCCCAGCUUCCAGAGGACAGCAACAAAACUGCUGGUGCUGAUGGAAAUCUUAAGAAACGAAAGGACAUACAGAUGAAUGGAGUUGUGCAUGCCGAUGAUAUUAGGCCCAGUAAACUGUCGACCACCUUCUUCCUCUCAUCAAUUGCCAGUAAAUGGAAGAACACUGGAACCUUGCCAAAAUUCCAUCCCAUAUGUGUCAGAUAGGCUGGGUGCAGCAAAUAACAUUAAGGUGGACGUUAAGGACUUCAAGAUAAAUGGUAGUGGUGAAGCUCCGUCAUUGGCCAUCUCCACUACAAAGCCGACAUCUACAGCUACACAGGCUGUGCCUAUUGCUGAAGCAUGCAUGAAACC